AUGCACGCUCAACAAUCCCCGGCGGAGCAAACCCAUCGGAGUUCGAGAAUAUUGGCCUCCGUUGCGGCGACGAUUAUUGCGUUGAGCUGCGGCACCAACUAUGGCUUCUCCGCCUGGGCCCCUCAGUUCGCCGACCGCCUCCAACUCUCCGCGACCGACAUCAAUCUGAUUGGCAAUGCCGGGAACAUAGGCAUGUACGCCAUGGGCAUACCCGGCGGGAUCCUGAUAGACUCAAGAGGACCGAGAUGGGGAGUUGUGAUGGGCUGCAUAUGUCUCGCUGCAGGAUACUUCCCUUUGAAGAGCGCGUACGAUAAUGGACCCGGCAGUAUGAGUGUGCCAUUGCUGUGUUUCUUUGGGCUCUUGACGGGCAUGGGAGGAUGCACUGCGUUCAGCGCGGCAAUCAAGGCGAGUGCAAGCAAUUGGCCGCAACAUCGAGGGACGGCGACGGCGUUUCCAUUGAGUGCGUUUGGAUUGAGCGCUUUCUUCUAUACGAGCCUUGCGGCAUUGCUGUUCAAUGGGGACACCAGUGGAAUGUUGGAACUGCUGGCUUUUGGAACGACUGCCAUGACGGCCUUUGGCAUGAUCUUCCUCACGAUUGUGCCUGCGGUACCAGGAGACGAGUCUGGAGCGUAUGGAGUUGUGCCAGAGGACGAACAAGCGAGUGCGAAGAGGAACGACUCUUUUGGUGAGAGCACGAGGAUGCAUAGAACGAAUUCUCGUCAGUCGCAUUCAAGAGGCGGGAGCAAGGGUAGCGUCCGUAACGAACCAGCUUCUGAAGUGUCCUCGUUGAUGGGCUCUGACGAAGAAGGUCCUGGAGACAUUGGCCCGGAAACGAAGAACCCCUUUCACGCCCACAACCGCCCUGAGAUCACCGGCUGGGCACUUCUACGAACACCGAAAUUCUGGCAGCUCUUCGUCAUGCUAUCCCUCCUCUGCGGCGUCGGCCUCAUGACCAUCAACAAUAUAGGAAACAACGCCAAAGCCCUGUGGCACCACUACGACGACUCCGCCAGCAAAGACUUCAUCCUCAAACGCCAACUCACCCACGUCAGCAUCCUCUCCUUCUGCUCAUUCCUCGGCCGCCUCGCCUCAGGAAUCGGCUCUGACUUCCUCAUCCACCGCCACGCCUCGCGUUUCUGGACACUCGUCGCCUCUGCCUCCAUCUUCGUCGGCGCCCAAGUCAUAGCCCUCACCCUCGAGAACCCCCACCACCUCUUCUGGCUCUCCGGACUCACAGGCCUCGCCUACGGCGUCCUUUUCGGAGUCUACCCAGCCCUCGUCGCCGAUGCCUUCGGCGCAGGCGGUCUCGGCAUCAACUGGGGCUGCAUGACCUGGGCGCCCGUCCUGUCAGGAAACGUCUACAACCUCGCAUACGGCAUCAUCCUCGAUCGCCACUCGGCCUUUAAGAGUGGACCUGGCGAUAACGGAGGCGAGAGGACGUGCGAUGAAGGAAGAAACUGUUACGCGAGCGCGUACUAUGUUACGCUCUGCUCGUCGGUGGUGGGCGUGCUUUGGAGUUUGUGGUGUAUCCGGCAGGAGAAGGUGGAUUUGAUGAAGGAGGCGAGGAGGGAUCGGAGGGGGAGGGAGGCUUGA
This is a messenger RNA of Zasmidium cellare ATCC 36951, 1593 nucleotides long. RefSeq lists its product as uncharacterized. The coding region runs from base 1 to 1593 and encodes 530 amino acids. Gene Ontology annotation, biological process: transmembrane transport. The transcript is spliced from 2 exons. Lineage: Eukaryota; Fungi; Ascomycota; Dothideomycetes; Mycosphaerellales; Mycosphaerellaceae. Gene Ontology annotation, molecular function: transmembrane transporter activity. Gene Ontology annotation, cellular component: membrane. The record is from RefSeq and is a predicted model, not a curated record.